This is a messenger RNA of Paramacrobiotus metropolitanus, 1748 nucleotides long. RefSeq names its product trace amine-associated receptor 3-like. Gene Ontology annotation, cellular component: membrane. The record is from RefSeq and is a predicted model, not a curated record. The transcript has a single exon. Gene Ontology annotation, molecular function: trace-amine receptor activity. NCBI's taxonomy places the organism in Eukaryota, Metazoa, Tardigrada, Eutardigrada, Parachela, Macrobiotidae. Gene Ontology annotation, biological process: G protein-coupled receptor signaling pathway. The coding region runs from base 288 to 1460 and encodes 390 amino acids.
CAGAACAUUUAUGUACUACUGUAAUACAACAAUAAUAAUAUAAUAUAUCAACCUACAUAACUAUCCUGCUUACCCAAAAUUAGUACGAAUUGUAGUAUAUGUGUUUGUGUCUCUGACGAUUACGGCAACGAGCCCGGCACAGCUCUGCUCGAACUCAUAAUUGCAACUUUUGCUUCUGCUUGCGAUUAAAAGUGGCUGUAUUUCGCACGGAUUCUGUAGCUGCAAGGAGUACAUAAUUUUUUAGUUCCUUUGCUAAUUAGGCUAAUUAAUUUGGGUGAGCUUCUUUUAUGGCCGACAUCGUCGAUUUCUGGGAUAGGAAACACGACUGUGCGUGCAGCCAACGAGCCGAGCUCACACUCUAUUACGGCAUCUACAUUAUUCCUGCUGCCGCUUUUUUAGCCAAUUUUAGUUUUUGUGCGUCGGUUUUAAGCGCCAAAAAAUUGCGGACCUUCCCGAAUUUACUGUUAAUCUCGGAUGCGGUGGCCGAUUUCGGACUAAGCACCAUCAUUAUUCCCGUACGAAUACGCUUUUGGUUCCAGGAUGACUGCUGGUCAGCCGGGCACACUUUCUGCCAGUUUUUCAUAGCCGCUUGUGAGUACUUUAACGCCACCAGUCUGGCCCAUGCCGCAACGAUUUCUGUGGAACGACACGUCCGGCUAUUUCAUCCCGGCUUCCAUCGGCGACGGGUUAGAUCAAUGCUCAUACCCGCCAUCUUUUUAUGCUGGGGAUUUCCCACCUUGUUCACAUACGCAAAAUUGUUCAUUCCCUCCACGUUCGGUUUGUAUCCGUACCAUUUUCAAACCAAUGAUACGUGCACGCGCUUGAUGCAAAAACCCUGCUCUUGUGUCGUCUGUUUGCAUCCCGUGGUCAACGCCAUUGACGUGAUCGGACAGAACAUUGUCCCAUUGUGUAUUACUUUUGCAAUGUAUGGGCACAUCAUUUUUGUGGCUUACCGGCGGAUACGGCUAGCGGACGUUCUACGGCGGCGGGUCAGCGAGGCGGGCUUAUUGCCUGAAAUCCAGUCGACCAAAAGCGUGGCCAGACGGGUGGUAGACAGCCCCGAAUUCCGCUCUAUUCGGGUGUUUGUCGUGAUCCUGCUGGUUUUGUUUGCCUGCGUGAUGCCGAAUAUUAUCAGCCACUUUUAUCAAAUGGGACAAGGGGAGGACGGUAUGGCGACGCUGAUGUUAAAGAAGUAUCUCCUGACAUCCAGCUGCAAUGGAACGUACGGUUACAGUGACUUUGCGAUACCGGCAAUAAUGUGGUCCAACUCGUUAAUCAAUCCGUUACUGCUUUUCAUUCUGAACCGAAACUACCGAAAGGGAUUUAGGAUAUUCCUGGGACGAAUCCGAUCGUGUUGUUCUACGGAGAAACCGACUGGACGCGCUGAAAUCCAAAUUCCGAGUUCUUGCCGAUGGAAUCGCAUUACUAUUUUAGGGGAACGCACCAAAGGGCAAAUCUAGUUUUUAACAUUAAUAACCAGAUAUAUCUUUGUAUAGAUUCUCUCAACUAUUAUUAAAAAGUAAUUUCCACCAUUACAUGUCAGUUUAAUUUUUCUCAUUCAAAACUGUCUGUAUCUACUCUGUACAUAUAAUAUGUGCGCACAGGAGAUCAUAAUUGGACCGGCCACGAGUUGUGGUUUCAGGAGAUUUUGAGCUUCUUAUUUGUGGCUGCAGCUACUAGAACAAUGUAGUAAGUAGUUUCAAUACUUUGACUUUCAGGUUUUUCACUGCAGAUUGCAAAAUAUUUCA